Molecule: messenger RNA, 3647 nt
Organism: Rhipicephalus microplus (southern cattle tick)
Lineage: Eukaryota; Metazoa; Arthropoda; Arachnida; Ixodida; Ixodidae
Gene: Nckx30C
Product: solute carrier family 24 member Nckx30C
Biological process (GO): calcium ion transmembrane transport; intracellular calcium ion homeostasis
Cellular component (GO): plasma membrane
Molecular function (GO): calcium channel activity; calcium, potassium:sodium antiporter activity
Source: RefSeq, a predicted model, not a curated record
AUGAAAACCAACUGGACCAGGGAUGACGUGGGCCCGGUCGUGGAUGGCCAAGAGGCCGCGCGCCUUCGGUCCGGGCCCCGCGAGGGCCGACGCGCUGCCGUGCAUCGGGCGUCCCACCACUGCCUGACCGUCGGCCCUGAAGCCAUGGGCACCCACUCCUCCCACCAGCAACGAAUCCCGCUGCUGGGCUCCCCCUGCGUGCGCCGGCGCCGGUGGCGGGACCCGCGGCUUGUCUUCCUGUCGGCCAUCAUCGUCUUCGGAGGACUCGGCUACCUACAGACACCACCGCCUCUGACCGGCUGCGCCACUCCACGGCACGGCGAAGGCCUGGAACACACGGGCGGGCCGUCGUGGAGCUCUCGGGCCCUGCUGAACAGUGUGAAUAACAACGAGAGUGCAAACAACGAAACCGUGAAACGGGCCCAGUUUCCCGAGGACCUGUUCACCCCCGAUCAGCGGCGUCGGGGCGCCGUCAUCCUGCACGUGAUGGGCAUGGUGUACAUGUUCGUCGCGCUGGCCAUCGUGUGCGACGAGUUCUUCAUACCGGCGCUGGACGUGAUCACCGUCAAGCUGGACAUCUCGGAGGACGUGGCCGGCGCCACGUUCAUGGCCGCCGGCGGCUCGGCGCCCGAGCUCUUCACGAGCGUGAUCGGGGUGUUCAUCUCGUUCGACGACGUCGGCAUCGGCACCAUCGUGGGCUCGGCCGUGUUCAACAUCCUCUUCGUCAUCUCCAUGUGCGCCAUCUUCUCCAAGUCGGUGCUCCAGCUCACGUGGUGGCCGCUGUUCCGGGACGUGAGCUUCUACUCGGUGAUCCUCAUCAUCCUGAUGCACUUCUUCCGCGACAGCGUCAUCUACUGGUGGGAGGCCCUGGUGCUGCUCUCCUGCUACGCCUCCUACGUGACCUUCAUGAAGUUCAACGAGAAAGUGGAGAAGAUGCUCAAGAAGCUCCUCAAUCGCAACAAGGUGACGCGUGUGGGCAGCACGGAUCACCUCAUGCCGCAUAUGGCGAGAAGGAGAAUGAGCGCUCCCAUCCUCCACUCUGGCAGCAAGUUCCGGCACGGACUACUGCAGCUCCUCAUUCACUCCAUUGACCCCCUGCACGAGCACGAAGGGGAAGCCAACGCCAAGCUGGAUGAGAAGGCGUCCCAGCUGCACACUAUCGCGUCCCUGCGCGUGUUGCUGGACGCAACCAAGCCCGGCGGAGAGGGCCAGUCCUCUUCGGGCGUGGCCAAUGGUGGUCCCCCCCCGGCCCCCCUCGGGGGCUGCCCUCGGGGGGGAACCCAGGAUGGCAGCAGCGGCUCCGCCGAGACCCGCCUCACCAGCCUCAGCAACAGCGAUGCCCUCGUGCGCGUAGACUCCGUCUCCAACCUACAGAGCGACUCGUCCAUAACGUCCAACCUGAGCGAGAAGAUGGCGGCGGCCAGCGGAGGCGGCGUCGCCAUUCUGCACCAGAGGCCCGCGCCGAUCCAGGAGGCCAUUGAAGCGCCCAGCCUGCCGUCUACCGGUGACGCCAUCGCCUCUGCGCUUCCGGACUCUGGCUACAACAGCGCCACAGCGGCGCAGGCCGUGCAGGCGGCCAAGGAGCUUCCACCGGACACGAUCGAGGAGACCAACGAACCACUGAGUGUCGCCUGGCCGGACACGUGGCGCGAACGCUUCAACUACGUCGUCCUGGCGCCCAUCAUCUUCCCUCUCUGGCUCACCAUGCCCGACGUACGCAGGCCGGAGAAAGUGAAGUUUGUGGCCGGUUCCUUCCUGGGCAGCAUCGCCUGGAUCGCCAUCUUUUCCUACCUCAUGGUGUGGUGGGCCACCGUGGUCGGCGAAACGCUAGGCAUCCCCCACCGAGCGGGCACCAGCAUUCCGGACCUCAUCACGAGCGUCCUGGUUGCCCGCAAGGGCUUCGGUGACAUGGCCGUGUCCAGUUCCGUCGGAAGCAACAUCUUCGACGUGGCCGUUGGGCUUCCGCUGCCCUGGCUGCUGUCGUGCAUGAUCUACGGUCCGGUGAAAGUGAGCAGCAGUGGCAUGGCCUGCUCCAUCUUCAUCCUCUUCAUGAUGCUGCUCUUCGUGAUCAUCACCAUCGCGCUCUUCCGCUGGCGCAUGAACGUCGGCCUGGCGAUGGUCAUGUUCUUCCUCUACUUUGUCUUCAUCGCCUGCAGCCUCAUACUCGAGUACGAGGUGGUGCGCUGCACGGACAUCAUCAACUACCUGAGGAUACAGAAGCGGUUCCGAGAGCUGGACAGCCAGCGGGUUCCCAUUGUCAUGACCGGGAACGAGGCGCACACCAUCGUCGUUCCUAUGGAGAAGAUUGAGAAGAUGCCCGAACUGAAGGAAAACCCGUUCAAAGAGCGCAUCUGCAAGGUCUUCUCGCACGACGGCAGCGGUAAUAUGACGUUUGAUGACUUCCUGGACAUGCUGUCCGUCUUCAGCGAACCGUCACCACGCGACGUCAAAGUAUUUUAUGCCUUCCGCAUCUACGAUUACGACGAAGACCAGAUGCUGGGUCCCGGGGACAUCGAGAAGGCGACGAUAGCGCUGACGCGCUCCGAGCUGACGCCCGAAGAGGUUCAGAUCGUGGUCGAGAAAGUGCUGGAGGAGGCCGACAUGGACGACGACGGGAAGAUCUCCUUCACCGAAUUCGAACACGUCAUCACACGUGCGCCAGAUUUCAUCAGGAGUAUGCUACUUGUCAAAAACAAGAUGGAGACAGCAUUUGAGUACACCCAGAGCGACUCGUCCAUAACGUCCAACCUGAGCGAGAAGAUGACGGCGGCGAGCGGAGGCGGCGUCGCCAUUCUGCACCAGAGGCCCGCGCCGAUCCAGGAGGCCAUUGAAGCGCCCAGCCUGCCGUCUACCGGCGACGCCAUCGCCUCUGCGCUUCCGGACUCUGGCUACAACAGUGCCACAGCGGCGCAGGCCGUGCAGGCGGCCAAGGAGCUUCCACCUGACACGAUCGAGGAGACCAACGAACCGCUGAGUGUCGCCUGGCCGGACACUUGGCGCGAACGCUUCAACUACGUCGUCCUAGCGCCCAUCAUCUUCCCUCUCUGGCUCACCAUGCCCGACGUACGCAGGCCGGAGAAAGUGAAGUUUGUGGCCGGUUCCUUCCUGGGCAGCAUCGCGUGGAUCGCCAUCUUUUCCUACCUCAUGGUGUGGUGGGCCACCGUGGUCGGCGAAACGCUAGGCAUCCCCACCGAGGUGAUGGGCCUGACCUUCCUGGCGGCGGGCACCAGCAUUCCGGACCUCAUCACGAGCGUCCUGGUUGCCCGCAAGGGCUUCGGUGACAUGGCCGUGUCCAGUUCCGUCGGAAGCAACAUCUUCGACGUGGCCGUUGGGCUUCCGCUGCCCUGGCUGCUGUCGUGCAUGAUCUACGGUCCGGUGAAAGUGAGCAGCAGUGGCAUGGCCUGCUCCAUCUUCAUCCUCUUCAUGAUGCUGCUCUUCGUGAUCAUCACCAUCGCGCUCUUCCGCUGGCGCAUGAACGUCGGCCUGGCGAUGGUCAUGUUCUUCCUCUACUUCGUCUUCAUCGCCUGCAGCCUCAUACUCGAGUACGAGGUGGUGCGCUGCACGGACAUUAUCAACUACCUGCGGCUCCGAUGAAGACUUCCGCACACUGUGUGCGCCCUCUCUCGCCACCUUCCUCAAACAUGCGC